Cyclopterus lumpus (lumpfish) is the source of this 1392-nucleotide messenger RNA. It is a transcript of the gene ghrhrb, whose product is annotated as growth hormone releasing hormone receptor b. The record is from RefSeq and is a predicted model, not a curated record. Lineage: Eukaryota; Metazoa; Chordata; Actinopteri; Perciformes; Cyclopteridae. Gene Ontology annotation, cellular component: plasma membrane. Gene Ontology annotation, biological process: cell surface receptor signaling pathway; adenylate cyclase-modulating G protein-coupled receptor signaling pathway. Gene Ontology annotation, molecular function: vasoactive intestinal polypeptide receptor activity; G protein-coupled peptide receptor activity; peptide hormone binding.
AUGUUGUUGCACAGUGUGUUUGUCUCUGGGUGUUCGUGGUUGAGAUGGAUGGCCACAUUGCUUCACGUGGUUCUGUUCCUGCAGCCGGCGGUGUGGGAGACGACGGAGGCCAUCCACCCAGACUGUGCCCUGGUGGUUCAGCACAUGAAGGCUCAGGAGGAAUGUUACCAGAGCCUGAAACACGAGGAGAGCAACCGCUCCACCAGGACAGGUUGUCCGACAGCGUGGGAUGAUAUCCGUUGCUGGUACCGUGCUGAGGUGGGACAGGUGGUCAGCGUCUCGUGUGCCAAUGUCUCCCAGCUGUUUGCUAACAACCAAGGUUACAUCUACAGGAACUGCACCGAGGACGGGUGGUCCGACCUUUACCCCUCUUACGAGGAGGCGUGCGAGUUCACAGAGGACGAAGAGACGGAACCAGAGACGACAUACUUCUCCAACUUCAAGCAGGUGUACACUGCUGGCUACGCUACCUCCCUCAUCUCGCUUAUAUCGGCUAUUUUUGUCUUCACCGUGUUCAGGAAGUUUCACUGCACCAGAAACUACAUCCACAUCAACUUGUUUUUCUCCUUCAUCCUGAGAGCGAGCGCCGUUUUCAUUAAAGAUGGGGUGCUUUUUUCUGAUGAAAACCGACACUGCUUCAUGUCCUCUGCGUCCUGUAAAUCCGCCGUGGCCUUUUUCCAGUUCAGCAUCCUGGCCAACUAUUUCUGGCUGCUGGUGGAGGGCAUGUACCUGCAGACGCUGCUCGCUCUCACCUUUGUCUUCCAGAAGAAAUACUUCUGGUGGUACAUACUCAUCGGCUGGGGUCUCCCAACAACAAUCAUAACGGCGUGGAUCCUCACUAAAAACUUCUAUGAUAACAAAGGGUGCUGGGAUGACACAGAUGUGGCCUUCAUCUGGUGGAUCAUAAAAGCUCCAAUAACUGCAUCACUACUGGUGAACUUCCUCAUCUUCGUCAAUGUGAUCCGCAUUCUGGUGCAGAAGCUGCGAUCGCCUGGUGUCGGUGGCAAUGACGCCAGCCACUUCAAGCGGCUGGCCAAAUCCACUCUGCUCCUCAUCCCUCUGUUUGGGAUGCACUACAUGGUGUUUGCCUUUCUGCCAGAAAACACAGGAGCAGAGGCCCGAAUAUUCAUAGAGCUCGGCCUGGGAUCCUUUCAGGGAUUUGUUGUGGCUCUGCUCUACUGCUUUCUAAAUGGCGAGGUGCAGGGAGAAAUGAAGAAGAGGUUCUGGAAGUGGCAGACCCAGAGUUACCUGAGGUACAGUAAACGACGGCGUACGCUGUUCACUGAGAGCAGCACGGUGACUCAGAUCUCCGUCCUGGACAAAUCCAGCCCCAAAGAUCAGCCGGCCUCGGAGACGCACGCCCUGGCCCCCAGCAACGUGUCGACGGUCUGA